GGAUGGACACAUAGGAGAACAUGCCGGGGAUGGACACAUAGGAUAACAUGCCGGGGAUGGACACAUAGGAGAACAUGCCGGGGAUGGACACAUAGGAUAACAUGCCGGGGAUGGACACAUAGGAUGACAUGCCGGGGAUGGACACGUAGGAUAACAUGCCGGGGAUGGACACAUAGGAUAACAUGCCGGGGAUGGACACAUAGGAUAACAUGCCGGGGAUGGACACAUAGGAUAACAUGCCGGGGGAUGGACACAUAGGAUAACAUGCCGGGGAUGGACACAUAGGAUAACAUGCCGGGGAUGGACACAUAGGAUAACAUGCCGGGGAUGGACACAUAGGAUAACAUGCUGGGGAUGGACACAUAGGAUAACAUGCCGGGGAUGGACACAUAGGAUAACAUGCCGGGGAUGGACACAUAGGAUAACAUGCCGGGGAUGGACACAUAGGAUAACAUGCCGGGGAUG
Messenger RNA from Staurois parvus, 465 nucleotides. The record is from the annotation of a GenBank genome assembly. NCBI's taxonomy places the organism in Eukaryota, Metazoa, Chordata, Amphibia, Anura, Ranidae.